AUGAAAUCAGAUGAACUCGAACGAGAGAAAUUUCAGGUCAUAAACGAAACCCCUGUGGCGGGGAAAAUACCGAACGGUAUAAGCCAAAGGUAUUAUAAUUCAGACAACCCAAGAAGUCAACACAUCGAGAGCAUCGCCAAAACGGAUGGUGCAUCAUUCGAGAGUAACGAUAACUCACCUUUGAGAAACAUGAAUCCUAUAAAGUCAAGAAGCGCAGCAGAAGUAUUUCGCAAAAUAGAAGACGAAGCAGUUGAGAGUAACUUCAAGCAUCUAUUUGAGCUUUCAACCCGUGAGGAAGCAUCAAGCGGCGACCCCAUGGUCGAUCACAACACGAAGACACCCGAUCUUGAUAAAGUCAAAAAAUACUUGCGGCAUGAUAGGACACCUGAUAAUGAUCUCUUAAGUAGGUUGAAACGAACUCCUGAUGAUACACCGGCAUCUCAACGGCAAGCGGCAGAGUUACAAUCGAUGAACUUACCGAAGGAGCCGCAUUGUAGCCCUCCAACAACCGCACAACUUUUUACAAGUACCGUCUCAAAACCAGCUGUUAACGAUACUCUGUCAGGUGAUAACGACAUUGUGCCUCACCAUGACAUAGGCGAUAAUUACCGAAGGCAUUUCAAUCAAGGGACAAAAAGGAACUAUCCUGCCGAGCAAGGUGCAGAUCUGAGUAUGGAGACAGAAUCCCAUGGCAUCAAGUUGGAAUUCGAAUCUACAAGCAAGGACAAUUUAAUUCGAAGAGGGCAACCAAGAGUUCUCGAAAAAAGAUAUCCUUGCAGAGAUACCAAGUUGGACAUUUCACAAAACAAGCAAGAGGUUCCGCUGGCACGGAGUUCACAAUUUAGAAGCACUGACUACUGUGAUAACGUACAGAGAAGCGUUAUGCAAACGCUUGAGUUGGAACCAGUAGUAGAUGGCACUGAAGAAUGUAGUGAUAUUGUUAUCCCUGCAACUAAUUCCAGCGGUGGCCACCCGAAGGAGCACACUCACCUAGAAGGUCAGAAUAGUAAUACACAGUAUGAGCCUGUAAAAAUAAGCAAGAAAACUGAAAAAAGAUGCGACAAACAAAAAGAAGUUCAACGGUCAAGAGAGGCAAUAUCUGAAGAGAAGACUAAUGGAUGCUCCUCAAGUGAAGUUUCUUAUUCAGUUAAGCAUGAAAGUAAUCACACACAAUCGGAAAAUACACUCAAUGCCACCACACAAGCUGAUUCAAAGCUGGGUGAUUUGUCUAUGAGAAAAGAAAAAAAAGGCGAUGAUACGCAAAUACUUUCCUUAAAGAAUGACAUAUCUAUAUUACAUGGCCUCAGUGGUCUACCUCAGGAUACACAGGCUGAUAUAUCACCAUCUGUGGCAGCAUUAGUGCCACAACAUCCAUUCGCAGACUCUGGAUUAUGCUCUUCUCCAAUCUUUGUUCACCAAUCACGAGCGCAUAAGCUAAACACGCAGCCAUCUGUCACCAACGUCAAUACUCAGGUCAUUGAGUCUCCAGAAAACCGCGCUAAAAUCACUAAAUUCGAAAAGGCUUUUUUAGACCAGAAUGAUUCACAAGACUACUACAACCUCAAUUUGAAUGAAAAGUCUGCGAAAGAGGAAAAUUUAGUAAAAACUAAUCCUGGAGGUACUGACAUACCUUCCAGAUCGGUUGAUUUAAUAGCCAUAGAAGAGGAAUCCUCCGAUAAUGAGAAUGAUAGCGAGAAAAGAGUUUUGUUAAGAUUCUCGAACAAAAAUGACCUUCAGCAUGACUCUUUAAUAGAGAAGCAAAAAGAAACAAACAAAGAAACACUCAUAUAUAGUGACAUUGAAGACACACAAGAGCUUCCAGAAAUCGAAGAUAUCAUACCGGUUAAAGGCAAAAAUGUUAGCGGGACACAAUCGUCAUCAACACCCUGCGAGACCAUUGAGAAUGAGGUACUUUCGAAUAGUAAGGAGCUAUCACCUAGCUCCAGCUGCUUCACAGAGGAGUCACAGGAAGUCGUUAAAAAUCGUAGGAAGUCCAGAAAAAGGAAGAGGUCAGAGGAAGAUAUCACCUGCAUUUCUCAGAAGAGCAACCAAAAAUCAGAAAUGAACUCUCCAAAAAAAAGGCUUGUAAGAGCUGCAGACGCCGAGCAGACAGUCAAGAUUCAAAACACGCGUUUGAAUCAGAUGAAUAUAUCGCAAGUAGCACCACCUGGUGGAAGUUCAGAGAAUGGGGACGCAGUGGAUUUUCGUAGUAGCACACCUGUCAAACCAACUAGUAUUGAAGUCGGCACUGCUUUGUUUUCCAAUACAGUUACACAUAUUGCUCAAAGAAAAGCUUCAGAGGGGGACAAUUUAUAUCCGAAAGAAAUAAGAACCAUUGAUAAUGAUCUUCUAUCAAAAAAAGAUGUCAUUUUUCCCACAGCGGUUUGGUGCCACUAUAGUUUGAACUUUGUGUAUUAUCCUGGAAUUUUACUGACUCAAGAUCAAGAAACGAACACUUCUGAAGUUUUAUUCGAAACAGGCUCUUCUUUGGUGAAGAAUGAAGAUAUGUUUUAUCUGGACUUGCGAAUAGGAGACACUGUAAACUGGAACUCGAAGUCAUACACUGUUGUUGCCUUAGAGUGUCUUUCUCACAACAACAACGUUAUAAGAUGUAUUCGUGGGUUUGAUACAGUACAUUUAAAGAAAAGAAAUAACACUGGAAAACUAGGCAAGAGGACUUUAAUCAAGCCGCUGUCAUCAAUAACGCUUACUCUGAGUGAGUGGGCAAGACGUCCGAAGAUUAUGUUAUUCGGGAGCUCAGAUUUUCGUUCAAGUGUAUUUGAAGAUCUCAGUAAUCCAAUUAGAGGGCGCAAGAAUACGACAAUGAUAACGCCUGUCUCCCCCAAAAAGUACAUUGGUUUAUCUGAAACUGAUAAUCACAGUACACCCUUUGGCAGUGGUUCUUCUGACCCACACAGCAUGUCCAAAGAAAGAAAUUUUCAUCAAGGAAGAGGAGCAUCCCCGCUCUUCAGCGGAAAUAUUUUCGAUGGUUGUUUAUUUGUUUUGACUGGACUUUCCGAGGCCUGUAGGCAAGAAGUAUCCAAUAUGAUUGCUUCUCAAAAUGGUACCGUGGCGGCAGGGAGUUUCUCCACUCUCUUAGCCUUCACAACAAAAGGUUCCCUGCAUUGGAUAGAUGUACGAUAUUCAUCUUAUAGAUUUGUUUGUCUGAUCACCGAGAAGCAUUCCAGGAGUCUCAAAUAUUUAGAAACGCUUGCGUUGGGCUGGCCUACAUUGCAUUGGAAGUUUGUCAGCCACUGCAUCCGCAGAAAUCAGUUGGAUGUAGGAGCAGUGCUUGGUUUUCUUCUACCUGCAGGGGAAAGUCAUCGAUUGUCUAUAAAUCCUGCUGCCAAGACCGGAGUUGUUCUUUCGAGUAAUAUAUUUCAGUUUUACUCAAAGCUACUUGCUGGCAAACCCUUGGGUGUUCAGCUGGAUAAUAAACCGAUGCAUUUGGAUGAGUUUCAUGUCCUAAUUUAUGGUAAGUCCGAGUUCAAUAAUUUUAUUCACUUCAUUUUCCGAGUUUUUGGAGCCUGCUCAAUCUCUUACUUGGACAGGUUUAGAAAUAUACACAAAUGGGCAAUUAAACUUGAAAAUAAUCCAGGUGGCGAUUCAGAAUUUAAAGAGUUUGUUGGCGAAAUACAAAGAAGGAGCUUGACUUUGGCUCCUCAAAAAAAGAUUUUAGUUUACAUUAACGAACGGACGUGCAAGAAUAGCAUCGCUGAAAGUAUCAAAGAUAAAUUACUGCAGGUCUUUACCACUCAGAGCGACUUGAAGGGAAAGCUUUACGUAGAGUCGAAAGAGUGGCUUAUACAAUCUAUCAUAAAUACCGAUGCCGGUUUAACGUGA
Molecule: messenger RNA, 3843 nt
Organism: Lachancea fermentati
Lineage: Eukaryota; Fungi; Ascomycota; Saccharomycetes; Saccharomycetales; Saccharomycetaceae
Source: the annotation of a GenBank genome assembly